Messenger RNA from Colletotrichum tamarilloi, 1734 nucleotides. RefSeq lists its product as uncharacterized. Lineage: Eukaryota; Fungi; Ascomycota; Sordariomycetes; Glomerellales; Glomerellaceae. Bases 1 to 1734 code for a protein of 577 amino acids. The transcript has a single exon. The record is from RefSeq and is a predicted model, not a curated record.
AUGGCUCUCUUCUCGACGUUGAAGGAUGCUGAACCUGAAAGAUCCGAACCACAAGAGUUCGCCUACGCUCUCCGAUGCGUUCAAUUGCUCGCAGGCUAUGGAUCUCAGCCGAUCAGUUGCAAAUUGAAGCCAUCUGUAUUGGGACAGAUCCAGCACAAGUAUGAGGCGUUGUCAUACGCAUGGGGCGACACCACGAAGAAAGUCGAGAUUAUUCUGGAAGGACAACCAUUCAAGAUCACCAAAAACCUCGAAACGGCUUUACGUCGCCUGCGGUUGGCAAAAGAAGAUCGCUUGUUAUGGAUAGAUGCAGUAUGCAUCAAUCAACAUGAUCGCCCCGAAGUCAAUCUGCAGGUCAAGAGGAUGUGGUCAGUGUACAGAUACGCUUCGAAGGUCAUUGUUUUCCUAGGCGAGGGUACGACUGGUACUCAUCACGCCGUCGAUCUGAUACAGGCUUUGGCGAGAGAGGGUAACCGGCUUGGCCAUCGGCGCGUCACGUCUUUAUUGUUCACCAAAGAUGCUCAGCCCACGAAAAAGGCUCUACAAGGGUUAAUGAGCAGUCCAUGGUGGAGCAGAUCCUGGGUCAUCCAAGAGUUCGCAGUUGCGACUGAGGUUGCCUUUGUCUGUGGUGACCUGGAGUGGUCCGGUGAAUCCUUUUCCGAGGCACUGCGGACCCUGGUAGAUGUCAGAUUCAAUGCAGCUCUACCGCGCGGACAGGAAUACUUUAUGAGGGAGAUCGCAUCGACACCAAUAAGUCACCUGAUGACGGCGCGCAAAGACUACCAAGAUAGCCAUUCGGAGGCGUCAAGGUCCAAAGGCGCCCCCAAACGAGACCCGCUCAGCCUUCUCUACAGGUUUCGGAGUUUCAAAGCUUCCGACCCUAGAGACAAGGUAUACAGCUUGUUCCAUCUAAUCGGAGAGGUCUCGAUGCUACAACCGGACUACAACCGCCCUGUCAAAGAUCUCUUCAUAGAUGUAGUCAAAGCUUCCGUCGGCUCGUCGGGAACUCUCGAGGUUCUCUGCCAUCACAACAGGACAAAAAGUUGCAUGCCCGACUUGCCGACUUGGUGUCCUGAUUGGACCGUGCAACGAGGCCAAAGGAUUCUCCUAUGGCAGAACGACUAUGCAGCUGGGGGUAACGGAAGCAAGCCUUCAGCUAAAUUCGAAGGAGAUGAGCUACUGUUGCAAGGUAAGGUCCUGGAUAAUAUUGAGUGGGCGGUGUCUUUUGAGCCAAAGAUGUUCAGGAAACCGGGGUUGGUCUUUGAUCAGAUUAUGACAAUCCAAGCCCAGGUGCUAGAACGGGCGUCUUUACUUCCGAGUGGAAGUCAGGGGGCUACUUCGUUGGUCGACUCGUUUCGAAGAACUUUGGUGGGAUCCCGCGUCAGGAUAAGAGGGCCGCGUCACGAGGCGACGGUUCUCGGUCAAGGUGAAGCUGACAAGUUCUGGGACGCCUGGUAUGUUUUGAUGACUGACCAAGAGUCAUCGGGAAUGCAUGGAGCUGCGAAAGCCUAUAAUGACGCUUUAUACAGCGCAUUAGCUGGAAGAGUCUUCUUCAUUUCUGAGAAGGGCCGCAUGGGGCUGGCUGACAACCCGGCAAAGGCCGGCGAUGUCGUUGGCAUUUUUGCUGGUAGCCGUGUCCUCUUCUGCUUGCGGGAGAAGGCGGGAGGAAGGUCAAAGAGCGAUGAAGAUUCGAGACGCACUUAUAGUCUGGUUGGUGAAUGGCGAGUGCUCCCCUAA